UCCAUGAAGCUUUAGGGGACUUUCCGUAUUCGGGGUGGUAAGAACAACGGCAUCGACAGAGACACGAGGAAUAGCGACGACGCAGCUCUCUCUCACUCUCUCGCAUACUCACACUCUGUCCCUCUCGCAUCUCAUCUCCUACUCCCCUUCUCUCUCUCUCCCUUUCUCUCGCGCUUUUGAUCAUGUUCUAGUGUGCACUCUUUCCUGGCCUUGCUGCUGGAGGUAUGAGCGAUCCCGUCGGAGUGAUUCACGAUGCGGGGUUCACUGCAGCAGCCGCCGUUAGGGGUUGUUUGAUUAGUUGGUACUAAGUGGAGGUUGUUUAGCACGGGAUUAGGGCGUGAGAGAGGAGUUCUUCCAGGUGUUUUAGACGAUGCGGAUGAUUACGUGUCCCCUUGGAGUAGGAUAUCGCGUUUAGUUGACUUGGGUCGUCAGCUCAUGGCGGGUUUUGGUGAAGAUCGGUCUCUACUGGGGGGCGUAUAUUUGGUUUGGGGCACUGUAGAGGUUGGACGUCGGCGACCUGAUGGUCUUCGUUCCAUGUGAUGCUGCUGAGUGGAGCGAUGUAUUGGCAUGUUCUCAGGCAUCUUGAUCACUGUGAGGUUCACUGUUGAGUGGCGGGUUCAUCGCAACGGAUCGCCGCAAGUCUAGGGAAAGAGGAGUGUAUAGGCUCAUUCCUUGCCUGCUUCGGCCGUGUUGAUUCGAGUUUGUUUACAGGUUUUAACUUUAUAAACCUGGGGUUUAUACGCUGCUGGAAUUUCAUUAUGAGGGAAGAGUUUUGUUUUGAGGGUUCCAUUUGAGGGAAAAAAAAAAAAAAAAAAAAAAAAAAAAACUCGGUAGUUAGUCGAGGUAAUGUCGCAGUGGAGCUAUUUUGAGUUGCAGAGAGAAAGGUUUGUUUUCCUUCCGACGAGGUUGGAAACUUUCAGUCAGUUUUAGCAAUUGACGAUCAUCCCGCACGAGUGAGGCCAAAUUCCGAUGGAGGAUGACUGUAUGGAGUCUACGCCGUCUACUCCUGAUUACUCCACCAACAAUGUGUAUAAUGCAAGGUUAGAAUGUAUACUACGAGGCUUUGCAAAGGAUCCGAAGGCUCUAGCUCAUAAACUUGGGGACUUUACUGUGCGAACAUUAGUGGGAAUGAACGAGGAGGACUACCAGAAACUGUUUGAGUUGUUGCGUUCGAACUUAUCGGUAGCUGAUUUUUUCGCUAUCAAAGUGGCAGUUAGAGAAGCCAAGAAGCGCUUCAAUGCAGAGACUACAUCCCCGCGCAGUGCCCACUGCACCCCGCGUGCAGGCAACGCUUCAGGUGUGGCACGCCCUGCCGUCGAUGUGGCCUCCUCCAGCCACAUUGAUGUGGAGAGACCUCUCCCUAGACUCCCAGAGCACGUGAUCCACAUGGUGCUUGCGCAUCUCCCCGUCCCCUCCUUCCUCCGAAUGCGCGUCGUGUGCAAAGAUUGGUGGCACCUCAUGUACUCCACAAGCUUCCUAGAGCUUUGUUCAAAGCAACCUUCAGAACGCUCGUGCUUCGUCUUCUACGAGCGGGGGAAAAUGGUAGCUAACGGCGAAGGCGCUAUCUACAUUCCCUCAUCCAACAAGUGGCUUAAGCUUAGCCUAAGCUUUCUUCCCUGCAAUUUGAAGGAGCCUGUGUUAGUCACUGGCGGAGGCGGCUUGCUCUGCUUCGUCUGCAACAAAUCCGAAAGUGGUAGUGUAAUUGUGGUCUGCAACCCAGUCACGAAAUCUUGGCGUGAACUUCCUCCUUUGGACGUGGAAGAUCCGGAGGUCUUCAUGUGGUACUUGGCAAUGGUAAGCAUCGUCGUGGACGAGCACUCCAAUAGCUACAAAGUUAUCUUAGUAAGCCAAACUAGUUAUGAGCUCUACGAUGCUAGUUGGAGAACCUUUUCGUACAGUAGUUUAACGAAAGAUUGGUCAAGACCCUCGACUCAUCAUCUGGGUGCGAAUGUCCAUAACGAUACCUGUGAGAUAUGGACUCCUGUCGAGUGCAAUGGCGUCCUGUUUGAGAAUUUUGGCACCGAGUAUGUUUGGACAUACGACUUGCAUAAGGGUACCUGGCGACACAUUGAGCUGCCGAGUCCUUCGGACUCUGCUGAAGAGAGAGGGCUGGUGGAGAUUCAUGGACAUCUCUUUAGGGUUCUGCAGACUGAAGACUAUGAGACUAAAGACAUUCAAAUCUGGAAGCUCAACCCCACUGAUCUGUCGCUUACCCUUGUGGUGUUCAUGCCGCCUGAACUAGCUGCCACGUUUUUGGACGUUUCCUUCACUGUGCUUGGGAUCCAUAGCAUUGCCGGCAACGAUGCUCUUUGUUUUCUUUCCCUUAAAGGCCAAUCCGCCCUGCUCUACGAUUUGAGUGAGAGGUCUUGGAAUUGGAUGCCGAAGUUCCCCUUAUUCAAAGGAUCUAAUAGUUGCUACUUGAACCUGAGGCUUGACAUCUCGGCUUGAUGAUUCUGAACUGGCAGCAACGGAGAGUAGUCAUUGUCUACCUUUGCUGCUGUGGCUGGAUCGGUGCUCAUGAAUUCAUGCUCUUGAGCUUGAUUCGGCAGGACAUAUCUACAUGCACCAGGUUGUUGCUGAGCACUAUCUAUGUAAAAAAAUUGUUCUGAAAGUAGUGGCAAUCUUUUGCCAACGCCGAAAAAAUCGCCUGUGGAUUAUUUUAAAUUUUUAUUUUCAUAUUAUUUUCCAAAACAUCAUUAUUGCAGAAAGUUGUUUCAUUAGUUUUAUGUUGGUUUACAGCUGCCCAUUCACAUACUUGACAAUGUGAUAUGUUCAUUCUCGCAGUGUUGAAGAGACCUGUUCUGCUCAAAAUACCGAAGACCAUGAAAAGUUUCCAAAUGAAGUACAUUAACAUCAAAAGCUUCGGUCAACCGCUAGAUACUUAUUUAGUAUUUUGGCAUGAGGUGAAAAUAAUUAUAGUUGUGAAUAUUUAAUUGUAAUCACAAUUAAAUUUAAUAUAAUUUGUGUUUUAAGUCGGUCAUUUAUU
This is a messenger RNA of Physcomitrium patens, 2986 nucleotides long. RefSeq names its product F-box/kelch-repeat protein At5g15710. The record is from RefSeq and is a predicted model, not a curated record. Lineage: Eukaryota; Viridiplantae; Streptophyta; Bryopsida; Funariales; Funariaceae. Gene Ontology annotation, molecular function: protein binding.